Messenger RNA from Daucus carota subsp. sativus, 3796 nucleotides. Its product is annotated as triacylglycerol lipase SDP1. Gene Ontology annotation, biological process: lipid metabolic process. NCBI's taxonomy places the organism in Eukaryota, Viridiplantae, Streptophyta, Magnoliopsida, Apiales, Apiaceae. The record is from RefSeq and is a predicted model, not a curated record. The transcript is spliced from 4 exons. Gene Ontology annotation, molecular function: triacylglycerol lipase activity. The coding region runs from base 896 to 3358 and encodes 820 amino acids.
ACAUACAAAUAAACACAACUUGUAGUAGUCGUAUUAUUUUAUACUAGGAAUAUUAUUAUAAGUUGGCAGAAGAAGGGGAUGCAUAUCUCACGCAACUGAACCGUAGCAUUAUCGUUAUCUCAUCCAUCUCUGCUUUUCUGCCACAAGUUUUCAGUUCGAAGUUUGUUCAGUUUCAGCUUUUAUUGAUUGCUAAGUUCCCUUCGUGGAUAGAUGAUUUUUAUCUGGAUUUUUGAAGUUUGAUUUCUCAACUCGAGCGGGUUUCAAUUCUUUUGAAUUGAGCAAUUUUUAGCAGAUUGUUUUCACUAGCUUAGGUAAGUUACUGCUGAUCGGUUGGUCAAACUUGGGCAUUUGAGGUAAAUUUGUGAUCCCCUUUUGCUAAUUUUAGCUUAUGUUUUCUCUGUACAAUACGUUUUUAAGCUCUAGAUGAUUGUAUUUGAUGCUGACUUUAGCUGAUAUUUUUCUGUAUAAUGCUGUUUUCAAGUUCUAUAUGCUUGUAUUUGAUCCCCUUUUGCUAAAUUUAGCUGAUAUUCUCUGUUUUUUUUACCUAAAUAUGUUUCUAAGUUCUAUAUGAUUGUAUUGUAGAAUUUAUUUUGACUCGAAUUGUAUUGUGGUGGUUAAUUGUAUAUGCAUCUUAUAAUUGUUGUUACUUGGAUAUUAUACUGCUUUCAGAUAUCUUUCAAUCCCCUUUGUUUCCCUUUAUAAUCCAUCCAAGCUUUCAAGUUUUGAUUUUAGUAGAACUUGAAUUAACCGUUUACUUCUGUUAUCCCUGUUGGUUAUCGAGGAUUUGAUUCUAGUGCUGUACGGGAGUAGAGUAGUUGGUGAGCAGUUUUCUAUUUGGCUCGAUAUAAUAUUAAUUCUUUGGGCUCCAAUGUUGGAAAGCUGGGCUAGUUAAGAUAUGGAUAUAAGUAAUGAGGCCAACGUUGAUUCAUUCAAAAUUGGGCCUUCCACUAUUUUGGGACGGACAAUUGCUUUUAGAGUAUUAUUUUGCAAGUCAAUGUCACACUUGAGGCACCAAUUCUUACAUAUGGUGAUAUAUUUUAUGCAUAGACUUAAAUAUAGUGUGAUGAAAUAUGUGAUACCCAUGAUAUCGUGGCUUCAUCCUCGUAAUCCACAAGGCAUUUUGGUAUUUGUGACAUUAAUUGCUUUCAUUCUGAAAAGAUACACUAAUGUAAAAACAAAGGCUGAAAUGGCUUACCGUAGAAAAUUUUGGAGAAAUAUGAUGAGAGCAGCCUUAACUUAUGAGGAAUGGGCUCAUGCUGCUAAGAUGCUUGAUAAGGAGACACCAAAAAUGAAUGAGUCGAACUUAUAUGAUGAAGAACUUGUUAGGAAUAAACUUCAAGAGCUGCGCCACCGUCGUCAAGAAUGUUCCCUGAGAGAUAUAAUAUUUUGCAUGCGUGCUGACCUGGUUAGAAAUCUUGGAAAUAUGUGCAACCCAGAGCUUCACAAGGGAAGGCUUCAAGUUCCCAGGCUCAUCAAGGAAUACAUUGAUGAGGUUUCAACACAGUUGAGAAUUGUUUGCGACUCGGAUUCAGAGGACCUUUUGUUGGAGGAGAAGCUGGCUUUUAUGCACGAGACAAGACAUGCUUUUGGGAGGACAGCUUUGCUUUUAAGUGGGGGUGCUUCACUUGGAGCAUUUCACGUUGGCGUGAUUAAAACAUUAGUAGAGCAUAAGCUUAUGCCUCGCAUAAUUUCUGGGUCGAGUGUGGGAUCUAUCAUGUGUGCUGUUAUUGCUACCAGGUCUUGGCCUGAGAUUCAAAGCUUUUUUGAGGAUUCUUGGAGCUCCCUGGAGUUUUUUGACCAGAUGGGUGGGGUUUUUGCAGUUUUUAAGAGAGUUACGACACAAGGUGCUGUUCAUGACAUCAGACAACUGCAGAUGAUGUUAAGACUUCUCACAAACAAUCUUACAUUCCAGGAAGCUUAUGACAUGACUGGUCGAGUUCUAGGGAUCACAGUAUGCUCCCCAAGAAAACACGAACCUCCUAGAUGCCUCAACUACUUGACUUCACCUCAUGUUGUUAUAUGGAGUGCAGUGACUGCCUCUUGUGCCUUUCCCGGCCUGUUUGAAGCUCAAGAACUAAUGGCGAAGGAUAGAAGUGGGGAGAUUGUCCCUUAUCAUCCUCCAUUUCAUCUGGGACCUGAAGAGGGUUCAGCUGCAUCUGGACGCAGAUGGAGGGAUGGCAGCUUGGAGAUCGAUUUACCCAUGAUGCAACUAAAAGAGCUCUUUAAUGUCAAUCAUUUUAUUGUCAGUCAGGCAAAUCCUCAUAUUGCCCCUUUGUUAAGACUGAAAGAGGUUGUGAGAGCUUAUGGAGGGAACUUUGCUGCUAAGCUCGCCCAUCUAGUUGAGAUGGAAGUCAAACACAGAUGCAACCAGAUACUUGAACUUGGGUUUCCCUUGGGAGGACUUGCCAGGCUUUUUGCUCAAGAGUGGGAAGGUGAUGUCACUGUUGUAAUGCCUGCCACUCUAGCUCAGAUUUCAAAAAUUAUUCAGAAUCCUACACUUGCGGAGCUUCACAAGGCAGCCAACCAAGGUAGAAGGUGCACUUGGGAGAAGCUCUCAGCCAUAAAAGCCAAUUGCGGAAUUGAGCUAGCUCUUGAUGAAUGUGUUGCAAUACUGAAUCACAUGCGUCGUUUAAAGAGGAGUGCAGAGAGAGCCACUGCUGCUUCACAAGGUUUAGCCAGCACGGUUAAAUUUAAUGCUUCCAAAAGAAUUCCUUCGUGGAACUGCAUGGCACGAGAGAACUCGACAGGGUCCCUUGAAGACUUUUUGCAAGAUGCUGCUUCCUCACUCCAUCAAGGAGUAGCUGGAUCUCCAGGACCCUCUGGCCGGAAUUGGCGGAGCCCCCGUAACAUGCUUGAUGGUAGUGACAGUGAAUCGGAGACUGCAGAUCUCAAUUCUUGGACGAGGUCUGGAGGUCCCUUGAUGAGGACGGCUUCAGCUGAUAAGUUCGUAGAUUAUGUACAGAACUUGGAAAGAAAUUCUAAGAUUAACCAGGGAACAGUACCUUUUCCCAACACCUUGAGUCAAGCUGUGAGCAGGGAUCCACAUUAUAAAAACCUAAGGGUGACAACACCAGAAAGAAGCUUAGAAGUUGACCCUGAUCACAGAGUUCCCGGAAGCAAUUCUAGCAUUUUGGUGGCGGAGGGGGACCUUUUGCAGCCUGAAAGGAUGCUCAAUGGGAUAAUGUUUAACAUCGUAAAGAAAGAAGAGUUGACCUCACCACAGAGGAGUCGAGAUAUAGACUCGGUUGAAGAAUGUGUACAAAUAGAUUGCCCGGACAAGGAGACAGAUGCAAGCUCUACAUCUGAAUACGGUGAUGAUGCCAAUGCAAACCAACUGGAUUCAAAAGAUACGAUAUAAUGGUGAUUUUAGAUUAUUGAGGAUCAUUCUCUAGAGCUCAAUUUAUGUUUUCUUUUAGAUGGAUGUGCUUCAAUGCUGUAUGCUGGAAAGGUAAAGUGAGAAGGAGAAGGGCGAAGGUGGCAAUGAGGCAGGCGAUGGAGGAAAAUGAGGUGGGAAAACGGAGGGAAAUAAGGUGCACACAGAACAGAGCAUGCUCUGACGGCAAGAGCCUGGUUAUGUGUCAAAGUUCUUAUUUGCAUGCUCCCGAGUUGUUUAGGAUGAGAAUCCUAACACUUCUUUGUUAUGCGAGUAGGAAUUGUGGUUAAGUUCAGUAUGUUUGAAAAAUUGUAUACGAAAUUGGGAGGACAUGGGCUUGGUACAGUAUUUGAAGUAUGAGAUUUGUUAUUUAUUUUACAGGAUACAAGAUAUGAUAUGGUGGAUGGGGUGUUUUUCAGGAAA